This is a messenger RNA of Xenopus laevis (African clawed frog), 1630 nucleotides long. RefSeq names its product serine protease 27. NCBI's taxonomy places the organism in Eukaryota, Metazoa, Chordata, Amphibia, Anura, Pipidae. The record is from RefSeq and is a predicted model, not a curated record. Bases 138 to 1121 code for a protein of 327 amino acids. The transcript is spliced from 6 exons.
GGAGACGUUUUGGGUGUGUUUCACUACAGGUUCAAGUAUAAUAAACUGGUUAUCCGACAUUCUUGCAAAAUAAAGUUGUAACGCGAAAUUGUUACAGAGUCAGGGGCCAGUCCUGUGCUGAGAAGAGAAGAAUAAACAUGAUUCCUCUACUACAAACUCUUCUGCUUCUCACCCCGGGUCUCCUUGGGAUUACUGGAGCUUCAGAAUGUGGAACACCGUUGGUCUCAAGUCGCAUUAUGGGGGGGCAGGAUUCACAGGAAGGACGAUGGCCCUGGCAAGUCAGCUUGAGGAGGAAUGGACAAAACUUCUGCGGUGGAACUCUUAUUUCCAACCUGUGGGUCGUCUCUGCUGCUCACUGCUUCCCUGAUCCUAGCACUGCAAGUUCUGUCACUGCGUUUUUUGGGUCCCACAAGAUAGACCAGCCAGAUGACAAUGAGGUUCCCAUUGCAGUUAAGAGCGUAUAUAAUAAUCCCGAUUACCAUAAAGAAGGAGACAGUGGGGACAUCAGCCUUAUAGAACUUGUGAAGGAGGUCACCUACACUAACUACAUCCUCCCAGUUUGUCUACCUGAUUCUACUGUGACUUUCCCCAGAGGCCUAAAAUGCUGGGUGACCGGCUGGGGAAAUAUCAUGUCUGCAUCCAGUCUACCAAGCCCAAAGACCCUGCAGGAAGUAGCUGUGCCUCUGAUUGGUGCAACCGAGUGUGAUGGUUAUUAUCAAACCCCAACAUCUGCUGGAACAAGUACCCUAAGGGUUCACAAUGACAUGAUAUGUGCAGGGUACCUCAAUGGCGGCAAAGACUCCUGCCAGGGAGACUCUGGGGGACCGUUGGUUUGUUCUACAGGUCACCAAUGGUUCUUGGUCGGUGUGGUGAGUUUUGGUGAGGGCUGUGGGGAGCCGUACCGCCCAGGUGUAUAUACUCUCCUGCCUGUGUAUAGUGACUGGAUAGUGUCAAACGUUCAUAAUGCCUCUGUGAAUGUGAAGUCUGCAACAUUUUCAGGACCUAUUAUUUCUCUUGAUAACACAGCUCCAGCUACCAGUUCUAUUGAUAACACAGCUCCAGCCAUCAUUGCUUCCACCCUACAUAUCAGUUGGAUAACUAUCCUGCUACUUUGCUUAUGAUGUCCUAACGAAGUGAAUCACAUCUUUGCAUUUUGGUAAAUGUAAGAAUUGGAAACCAGGUUGGUAGAAACACCAAAGAUGAAGCUGGAAUUGAUCUUCACCAACCAUUAAUGUUGAUGUAUGAAUAAAUAGCAUAGAUUGCCUUCUUCUGAAAUUUUUUCUUGAAGAAGUUCAGUAAUGAUACCUGUGUCUGCAAUGAUGGUGGUGUCUUAAACAACUGAUUUCAGUAAUUAAAACAGGUGACCACAAAUGCUUGGCCAUAUGUGAUUUGGAAAGGGGGGCCAAUCACUCCUUAGCACAAGCUAAGGGGUUCCUGCCAGCGCUGAUGUCAUGUUGAUGACAUCACUGUGUCAGGAUAAUAAAUUAGCCGUUCCACCAUGUUUGUUUCAUAAAAUGUUGUUGAUAAAAUUUCAUACAUCAGUUUAUAUUUCUGCAACUGUAAGACAAUGUUCUUUUUGUAUUCUUGUAAAAAAUAUCAUGUUUUUAAUAAAAUGCCAUAUUAUCAAGUA